CCCACUGGGGACAGAAGGCUGCCCCCUCCCUGACCCUGAAUCCUCACCAGCUGUGGCUUUGUCUGCAGUGCCACCAGGGUGGAGCAUGGAGGUCAUGGUACCCCUCAUCCUCAAUGUCCUCAAUGGCUCUGAUGCUCGCCUGCCCUGCACCUUCAACUCCUGCUACACAGUGAACCACAAGCAGUUCUCCUUGAACUGGACCUACCAGGAGUGUAGCAACUGCUCCGAGGAGAUGUUCCUCCAGUUCCGCAUGAAGAUCAUCAACCUGAAGCCGGAGCAGUUUCGAGACCGCGUGGAGUUCUCAGGGAACCCCAGCAAGUACGACGUGUCAGUGACACUGAAAAAUGUGCAGUCUGAGGAUAAGGGCAUCUACAACUGCUACAUCAUGAACCCGCCCGACCGCCACCGUGGCCAUGGCAGGAUUCACCUGCGGGUCCUCAUGGAAGAGCCCCCUGAGCGGGAUUCCACGGUGGCAGUGAUUGUGGGCGCCUCGGUGGGGGGCUUCCUGGCUGUGGUCAUCUUGGUGCUGAUGGUAGUCAAGUGCGUGAGGAGGAAAAAAGAGCAGAAACUGAGCACCGACGACCUGAAGACUGAGGAAGAGGGCAAGACGGAUGGCGAGGGCAACGCAGACGAUGGCACCAAGUAACAGGCAGGCUGCCCGGCCUGCCGCCCUCCCGUGUGUUCUGUCUCCCCCGACUCUGCCCUGUACAGUGUGACCCCACCUGCCCUCUCUUGGUGUGCUUC
Messenger RNA from Trichechus manatus latirostris (Florida manatee), 744 nucleotides. It is a transcript of the gene SCN2B, whose product is annotated as sodium voltage-gated channel beta subunit 2. Gene Ontology annotation, biological process: cardiac muscle cell action potential involved in contraction; membrane depolarization during cardiac muscle cell action potential; regulation of sodium ion transmembrane transporter activity. Gene Ontology annotation, cellular component: voltage-gated sodium channel complex; plasma membrane. NCBI's taxonomy places the organism in Eukaryota, Metazoa, Chordata, Mammalia, Sirenia, Trichechidae. The record is from RefSeq and is a predicted model, not a curated record. Gene Ontology annotation, molecular function: sodium channel regulator activity. The transcript has 3 exons. The coding region runs from base 86 to 646 and encodes 186 amino acids.